CGCACGCAUCAGUCGUUAAGCCGACGACGACGACAAUACCAUUGACGACCAUCUCCUGUAACUCUUCUCUUCUUGCUUGUUUAAAUUACUUUCCCUCGUAAUCGCAUUGUGGUCAUGCAUUGUGCAUCGUAAUUCGACCCUCUGCACACCCGCCCUCCGCGACAGUGUCACGCGAGUGGAGCACCCAACGAUGCCCACUCCAAGUGACGACCACAUCCCGCCGACAGUCGAUGCCAUCGUCCCCGAUACCGAUAUCGCGAGACACGGUUGUCCGCCUGAGGACCGACGAGAACAGCUUGCGCCGCGCGAAGAGCAGCGAGAAUCGCCGAGUCCGUCCGCUCGUGCGGACAGAGGCAGCGGGGGCGAGCACCCGGCAGUUGAUUCGAUGCCCGUUCCUUCUCCCGAGGACACACAAAGCAAUGAGAUAGUAGAGUCACCGGACGUGCCCAGACGGCCCUCAAAGGCUGAGCUGAACGAAGACGCCUCUGUGGCGGCCGACCCGUCCAGUCCAACUGUUGGAUCACUGUCACCGCCUUCUGACAGCGACUACAAGGCGACACAGCUGGCACAAUCUCUAUCGAACACUGUGAUUUCGCCCGAGCAAGAUGAUACCCAACUGCCACUCUAUCUACAUUACCCUGAGCUCGACUGGCAUCGACAGACCUCACCGAGCUCUACGACCUCCUUCUUGCGACCAGGAAGCAAAUUCAGGGGGACUCAACAAUCAGACCGCCAGGUCUAUGAUGUACAAGUAGAACUCAAAGACGUUGACCUUGCCGAGUCCACGCUCUGUGGAUAUCUGCGCAUCCAAGGACUUACCGAUGAUCAUCCCACACUAACCACUUUCUUCGAAGGCGAGAUCAUUGGGCCAAAAUACCUAUUCCGCACAUCUCAUCCGUCUUGGGGUAGCUCCGAAAAGGUCGACCUGCAGCACUGGGCGCGAUUUCCAGCCUGGCGACCACUGGCGAAGGCGGCUAAACAGAAUCCUGCAUUCACGCUGAGCAGAAGUUUCGAUCGCGAACACAUGUUCAUGCGGUGGAAGGAAUACUUUCUUGUGCCCGACCACAGGGUCAAAACCAUCACAGGUGCCAGUUUCGAAGGGUUCUAUUACAUAUGUUUCAACCAAGCUAGCGGAGCAGUCAGCGGAAUAUAUUUUCAUGCAAAGAGCGAGAAAUAUCAACAAUUGGAGCUAAGUCACGUGGAAGACAGAGGCUGUUUGAGCGCGGUCGAGUUCCGAUAGCCACGGCUGAACGCGCAAGAGGAGUGAGCUCGCGAGAGAUCGAGCUUUCAUGCGACCGCUGAGGGGUUGCGAAGACGAGGCGUUUGACAUUCGUUUGAUAGCGUUCGGGCGUACUAGGGGACAUGGACCGGGCGGCAACCCGGGCACUCGCGUAGCACAGCAUGCGUAGAAAUGGGAA
Molecule: messenger RNA, 1418 nt
Organism: Cercospora beticola
Lineage: Eukaryota; Fungi; Ascomycota; Dothideomycetes; Mycosphaerellales; Mycosphaerellaceae
Product: GID4/VID24 family protein
Biological process (GO): protein catabolic process in the vacuole; protein targeting to vacuole; proteasome-mediated ubiquitin-dependent protein catabolic process
Cellular component (GO): GID complex
Source: RefSeq, a predicted model, not a curated record